Phialemonium atrogriseum is the source of this 1682-nucleotide messenger RNA. RefSeq names its product alpha/beta-hydrolase. The transcript is spliced from 3 exons. The coding region runs from base 309 to 1298 and encodes 329 amino acids. Gene Ontology annotation, molecular function: lipase activity. Lineage: Eukaryota; Fungi; Ascomycota; Sordariomycetes; Cephalothecales; Cephalothecaceae. The record is from RefSeq and is a predicted model, not a curated record.
CCGUGGUAUUGGCAUGAUCCUGACGCGUAGGCAGACGCACUCCCCCGCCCUCUCCCCACUCACCAUCAAGUAAUACGUCUAGAUUAUUACUGUCAGGAUCUGGCUACCUAGAUAGGUCGGUGCUUAUCUAGCCUGUAAGCCGGUAUAUCAUCACGCCGCUGUUUGAGUAGAAGUAGAAAAGAAGGCGGCUCUAGCCAAGCACUUGCCCCUCUCUUGUUCGACGACAUCCAUCCCAUAAUCCCCGCAAUCUUCCAGGCCCAGCUCCCGCAGCUGUUCGCUCUCAACAGACGGAUUAUACGCAACAGACGAUGUCUUCCAAUUUGACCAAGUCGACCCACACCUUCGCCACCCAUGAGAUCCCGCUCGAAUGCGACGUCUACGAGGCCCCCGAUUAUCCAACCGACUCACCCGUCCUCCUCUUCUUCCACAGCGGCGGGCUAGUCGCGGGGUCUAGGCGUAAUGUUCCCCCAUGGCUCGUCCAGACCUGUCUGAAGCGGAAAUGGCCGCUUGUCAGUGCGAGCUACCGGCUUGUACCCCAAGUCCUCGGCGACGGCCUCCUCGACGAUGCCAAGUCGGCGUAUGCCUUCGCCCGCAACCUCGGCCGUAGUGGAGCGGAGCGCCCGGUCAUUGUUGCCGGUGCGAGUGCUGGCUUCUUCAUGGCAACCAUUGUAGCCCACCAUUCGGCUCCCAAGCCGCUCGCUCUAUUCUCCAUUACGGGGAUUCCGACCUUCCGUCACCCCUUCUUCAACUCGUCCACGCUCAUCCCUCCAGACCCGAUCUUGGAGGAAGAGGUGGAACAUCUUCUGGUCGAGCCCGUGUCGGUCGGCACCACUUCUGCCACCGAUUUCGAGCUCGACAUGCUGCUGCCGUCCGGGGCAAAGAAUUUGCAUUUCCAGAAGUCCGCCCAGCCAGCGUCUGACGCAUCGGGGCAGGACCCCAACCGUGGGAUACUGUACGAUUACUACCUCUACGACAACGCGUAUGCAUCUCUCGUGGGCGGCGUCGAUGCGGGCUUCGAUUGGGCGAAAGACGCUGCGUCGAGUCCGAAGCUUGAGGAAUGGCCCGUGACGAUCUUCAUCCAGGGAGACGCAGAUGUCGAUGUCGACAUGAAUGUCUGUGCUAGCGUAGCCCAAUUGCUCGGCGACAAGAAAGGCAGGUGGUGCAUCGCAAUAGGUCAGGGUCACCUGUUCGAGAAGGAGAGUUUCAUCGAGGAUGAGGGGCCGGGAAUGGACGUUGUCAGACAGGCUGUUGAGGAGUUGGACAGGGCCGUUGCUGCGGGUCUGAAUGUCUCUGCUUGAGCCACCUCUUCGUGACAAUACAGGCGCCAGGAAAACAAGCAUGGGGGACAUCUCCAGAGGCCAGUUCCUAAUUCGAAGCCUGCUCGGCAGGUCCCACACACUGUUUUCGUAGCAGAUACCAUUGUGUAUGUGUGGAAUAGAUUUCUCCGCCAUGUCUCUUCACUGCCGCGCCGGCCAGGCCGCUGAUUGCGCAGUAGUGUAGCAACUAACCUGCCCGCGAACCCGUGGCUGGCCCAUGCUCGGAGCGUUCGUCAACAAGAAUAAAGACUAGGACUAUGGAUUGGAUGGGCCUGAUGGCAAUAUAAGGUAGUUGGGGAAAAGUCGUGCUCUGGGGGUCAAAUGUUGUGGCGUGGUGAGAUAAGGUCCAUUAGACUGCCGACGACC